AUGGUUAGUUUAGACUAAAUUUAAAAGGAAAUGAAUCCCAUAAGACAGCCAGACAGAUCCUAAAUCUCGACGACGGAGCUGUCUGGAGAGAGAGAGGAGGAAGCAAAGUAACUAGCUAGUUCCAAGAUCGGAGCUUUGAAAAUUCUGAAUCGUCUCCACAUCUGAGAACCAGUUAUAGGCUUCAGUUACCUCCAAUGGAACCUGUUACAUGGCCAAACGGUGGGACUCUCACGAACGAGUGGGUCCACGGCCUCAUGUCAUCUUUCGAAUGGUCUUCAUGGAACCUCCCUCCUUCUCAGUUACCUUCGGUGAUGCCUGUUAGCGUCUUUGACUCCCUCAUCCUCACCGCUUCCAAAAUCCUCCACAAAGAACGUAACAUUGUCCAUGUCGAUGAUCUUGACUCCGAUUCCAAAGUUGUUGUCGUUGGUGACGUUCAUGGUCAGCUCCAUGACCUUCUCUUCUUGUUAAAAGACGCUGGCUUUCCGUCUCAAAACCAGUUUUACGUCUUCAACGGGGACUAUGUUGAUCGUGGUGCUUGGGGUCUCGAGACUUUCCUCGUCCUCUUGUCCUGGAAGGUUCUGAUGCCUGACAGAGUCUUCCUUCUCCGUGGCAACCAUGAAUCAAAAUACUGCACAUCUAUGUACGGUUUCGAAAAAGAAGUGCUUACAAAAUACGGAGACAAGGGAAAGCAUGUGUACCGCAAAUGUUUGGGCUGCUUCGAAGCUCUUCCUUUGGCUUCCAUCAUUGCAGGACGUGUUUACACAGCACACGGAGGCCUUUUCCGCAGCCCGGUGUUGCCUAAGAGAACAAGAGGUAAAAAGAACCGCAAGGUGCGUCUUCUAGAGCCUGAAACGAGCUCGUUGAAACUCGGUACUUUAGAAGAUUUGAUGCAAGCUAGAAGAUCAGUUCUUGAUCCUCCUUGGGAAGGCUCCAACUUGAUCCCCGGAGAUGUUCUGUGGUCUGAUCCUUCAAUGAGUCCUGGCCUUUCGCCGAAUGAACAGAGAGGCAUUGGUCUUCUUUGGGGUCCUGAUUGUACAGAGGAGUUCUUGAAGAAGUACGAACUGAAGUUAAUCAUCAGAUCACAUGAAGGUCCAGAUGCUAGAGAGAAGAGAGACGGCCUAGGUGGAAUGGACAUAGGAUAUACAAUAGAUCACAGUGUUGAAUCUGGAAAGCUUAUCACUAUCUUCAGUGCUCCAGACUAUCCACAGUUCCAGGCAACGGAAGAGAGGUAUAGAAACAAAGGAGCUUAUAUUAUACUGCAGGCUCCUGACCUCGCUGAUCCUCAGUUUAGAAGUUUUGAAGCAGUUACUCCACGACCAAAGGCGAAUCCGUUUUAUGACUUUGAAAACGUGAUUGAUUCUGAUGAUGAGAUGGAUAAGUCUGCAUUGGACACCAACGAGGAACAAGCAAGUCACUGACGCUGAGAUCGUGAAUAUAGCUGAAAAGGAGAGAAUCUUGGAAUGGAAGUUUUUUACAGUUUUUUUUUAUGAUUGAUUUUACAAAAAAAAAAAGGAACCAAGUGUAAAUCAGUUCUGAUUAAAGUUGACACAUUUGGAUAAUUAUUAUUUGAUUAUGGAUUUAAUACUUCAGGACA
Brassica napus (rape) is the source of this 1594-nucleotide messenger RNA. Its product is annotated as serine/threonine-protein phosphatase 7. Gene Ontology annotation, molecular function: protein serine/threonine phosphatase activity. The record is from RefSeq and is a predicted model, not a curated record. The coding region runs from base 195 to 1418 and encodes 407 amino acids. The transcript has 5 exons. NCBI's taxonomy places the organism in Eukaryota, Viridiplantae, Streptophyta, Magnoliopsida, Brassicales, Brassicaceae. Gene Ontology annotation, cellular component: cytosol; nucleus.